AUGGCUGAGGUCGAAGGGGUCGAUAUUUCUUUUGAACCUCGGGCGAAAGACUUUAUAGAGCUUCAUGAUCAAGUUGAAGAGAGUUUAGCUCUUCUUUCAUCAUUAGAAUCGUUUUUGGGGACGUUUCAGAAGGAUUUGACCGCCGUAUCGGGUCACAUAUCAGACCUCCAAUCGCGGAGCAGAGAGUUCGAUACGCGUCUACAAGGGAGACGUAAUGUUUUUAGUAAUAUAUCUCAAUUAGUCUCCUCGAUUACCAUACCACCAGAACUGGCACUCACCAUACUCGACGAGCCCGUCUCGGAUGCUUGGAUCCCAGCCAUCCAACAGCUCGAAACUCUAAUAGUGUCCAUCUCCGCACAUGCAAGUGGUAUUCACCUUGACGGGUUGAGUGCUCCUCGUCAGCCUAAAUCGAAAGCCGCCAAGGACCUUGAAGGAGUCGUCGAAGGCUUACGAAUCACGGCUGCUACCAAAAUACGAACCAAAUUCCUAUCACUCAUAAACCCCAUUCGAACGAGUCUCACCACAAACAUUCAAGUCCUCCAAACUACCCUAUUCAUCAAUAAAUACCUCCCUCUCUAUCGCUUCCUCCAGCGUCGUGCUCACCCAACCGCCGAUGAGAUAAAAAAUACAUACAUGCGUUGCACCAAGCUAUAUUACGAGACUGGAAUGCGACGGUAUACCCGCAGCCUCGGUCAUAUCAAAGCAAAGAUAGCUGAAGCUGCCACUUUGAUAGGGGCACCCUCAACGGCCACUUCUGGUCCACAGGACUCAAAAGUCGAUGAUGGCCGUCUGGCACAUGGCAAGAUGGACGGUCCAGGCGUCAUCCUUGCCUACCAAGCAGAUGAGAAAACCUUUACCGCCCCUUCCGAGGCCCUCUUUCGUUCAUCCGUCCUCGUGCUUCUCGACAAUGCAAGCGCAGAGUACGCUUUCAUCCGACACUUCUUCAAAGUAGAAGAGUUCAAAUCACCCGAACCGAUCUUACCUUCUUUUUCCUCCCCGACCUCGACGCCGACCCCACAACAACAACAACAACAACAACAACAACAACAGCGACAACGACGGCGAGAGGAAAAAAAACAAGGAGGGGAUGAUGAUGAUGAACUAGAACGUACACGACGAAAAUCUGUAUUCGAUUCAGUGCCUCCAAGUCCAAUUCCCCCUAGAAAUGCUUUGACCCGCUCGCAAUCCCGAGUCGUUUCUUUUUCUGCUGAUGGGCAGCAAUCGUCAGCUGAUGAUCGCAAAGAUAAGGAGCACGAAAAGGCCUCCAUAGCGAUAUGGAAACAAAUUUUUGAUCCAGUCAUUCCUUACGUCCAAACUUUAAUAACGUCCCUAAUAACACCCCCACCUCCACUCAUCCCACUUCUCACAAUGAUCCGUCUCUCCGACGCCGUCCUCAAAGAAUCCAACUUCCGUGGAUGUGUACCGCUCGAAGAGUUCUUCCUUGGCUUACGUUUCCAACUUUGGCCUCUCUUCCAAAAGCAAAUGAGCGAUAAUGUCGAAAGUCUCAAGAAACUGGUAGAUGGUGGAGGUGCUGCUGGCGUCACGCUUGCUGGUAUGUUUAGCGCGGGUUCUAAAGGGAACGUAAAGGAUGAGGUGGUGCAUUUGGUGGCGGCGAGAUAUGCUACUCUUUUCUCUUCUGUCAUUGCGCUAAGUGAGGAUGAAGAAGAAGUUAUGUUGUUCUCAAAUCUUCAACGCAUGCGCCAAGAGCUCAAUCGCCUCAUCAUGACUCAAGCUAGCAAGAUGAAAGAUCCAGCGCAAAGUGCAACAUUCACAUCCACCCUCUGUGGAAGUCUUUUACAUUUUAUCAGCUCUGGUGAGAGAUUAAAUACCCAUCCGAAAGCUCAAGCGGAACUUUCCUUCUGGAGGGAACGCGAAGAGCAAGCACAACGACGAUUAGCAUCAACUCGGAAGUAA
This is a messenger RNA of Cantharellus anzutake, 1914 nucleotides long. Its product is annotated as Sac2 family-domain-containing protein. Gene Ontology annotation, molecular function: syntaxin binding. Bases 1 to 1914 code for a protein of 637 amino acids. The record is from RefSeq and is a predicted model, not a curated record. Lineage: Eukaryota; Fungi; Basidiomycota; Agaricomycetes; Cantharellales; Hydnaceae. The transcript has 11 exons. Gene Ontology annotation, cellular component: GARP complex. Gene Ontology annotation, biological process: Golgi to vacuole transport; endocytic recycling; retrograde transport, endosome to Golgi.